CACAGUGGUUGGAUCCGACCCGAAAUGAAGGUCGGAGCCGGGACGCCGUACAAUUUCUGUCUUGUAGUUUCUAUACAUUUCGCGAAAACCUUUUUGAAAUAUAAGAGACAAGGGAGGGAGCCAAAUUUCUGUUUGCGCACAGACAUAUGAGGCCAAACAUCGUGACUGAGGCAGGACUGCCUACCAGGUUGAGGCAAUGGUGGGAUAGCAUUCCUUUCGUUACUUCUGGAGUUGUGAUUGUCUGUGGGGCUAUCUACUUAAUCCGCCUCUUGAUUGGAUAUGAUUCCUUUUAUGAGAUAUGCUUCUUGCCUUCGGCAGUUAUAUCGAGAUUUCAAGCUUACAGGAUUUAUACAUCUAUUCUUUUUCAUGGUUCACUGCUCCAUGUUCUGUUCAACAUGUUGGCUUUGGUACCCUUGGGCUCGGAACUGGAAAGAAUCAUGGGAUCUUUCCGCUUAUUAUACAUGAUAAUUUUGUUGGCUACAACCAAUGCCAUAUUUCAUCUUCUUAUUGCAUUAGUGGUGGCCCACAAUCCCUUUCGCCCUUAUCCAUUUCUCAUAAAUGAAUGCGCGAUAGGCUUCUCUGGAAUCUUGUUUUCUAUGAUUGUUAUAGAGACAAGUUUGAGUGGAGUUCAAUCUAGGAGUGUAUUUGGGCUCUUUAGCGUUCCUGCUAAGUGGUAUGCAUGGAUCUUAUUGAUAGUGUUCCAACUUCUUAUGACAAAUGUCUCUUUACUUGGACACCUCUGUGGCAUUUUGUCUGGAUUUGCAUAUACUUAUGGCUUGUUCAACUUCCUUAUUCUUGGAACAUCCUUUUACUCUGCCAUUGAGGCCUCCUCUUUGCUUUCUACUUGUGUGAGGCGACCUAAGUUUAUCUUGUGCACUGGUGGAAAUCCUUCAGGCCACAUUCCUACGUAUUCGAGCCAAAAUACACACUCGAGUGGAUUAUUUUCUGGAGAUAUUUGGAGAAACUUACAGUCAUGGAUGCCACAGAGGGACACAUCUUCUCAGUCAACACAAGACAGUAGGUUUCCAGGGAGGGGAAGGACUCUUGCUUCCAACCUGAAUCCAAUGGUUCCUGCUGUAAAUUCAGACUCAAACCUCCAGGCGAGACUUUUAGAUAAUAGCAACCUGAAUCAUCCAUCAGAUGGAAGGCAAGCAGCUGUAGAAAAUCAAGUUGAGGGAGCUCCAGGAAUCCUUGCAGGGCAGAGGCGUGUUCUUCCAUCUGAUGAAGCAGUUCAAAAACUUGUAUCAAUGGGUUUUGAGAAGACACAGGUCGAAGUUGCACUAGCCGCUGCUGAUGGGGAUCUUAAUGUAGCAGUAGAAAUUCUUAUGAGCCAACAGGGGUAACUUGGAAAGCAGUUGCAGUUAAAACAACGGACUUUAUAGUGACAGUCCUUUAUGGACAUAACCCCGUUCAAUUUGUUGGUUCUCUCUAACUCAUGCGAUGUCUUUGAAUGUGGUUGGUCUUCUGUAUUGUGGGGCAUUUUUCACUCAAUCUAGUAGAGUAUAUACAACAGAGCUGAUGGUAUAUUGUUCAAAGAAAAGUCUUGGAUAUGUAAAACGUGUGUAAUCCUUGUGGUAACUAUAAGUGUCAAGUCUCUUGAAAAAUCCACAAGUUUAGGCUCGGACAGAAGCAUUUGUAAGUAGUUCAAAAUUUCGUGUCAUGUCUUUUUCUUUCUAGUCAUUUGAUCAA
Tripterygium wilfordii is the source of this 1689-nucleotide messenger RNA. Its product is annotated as rhomboid-like protein 15. Gene Ontology annotation, cellular component: endoplasmic reticulum membrane; Hrd1p ubiquitin ligase ERAD-L complex. Gene Ontology annotation, molecular function: ubiquitin-specific protease binding; misfolded protein binding; serine-type endopeptidase activity. The transcript is spliced from 13 exons. Gene Ontology annotation, biological process: endoplasmic reticulum unfolded protein response. Lineage: Eukaryota; Viridiplantae; Streptophyta; Magnoliopsida; Celastrales; Celastraceae. The record is from RefSeq and is a predicted model, not a curated record. The coding region runs from base 147 to 1343 and encodes 398 amino acids.